Molecule: messenger RNA, 1365 nt
Organism: Purpureocillium takamizusanense
Lineage: Eukaryota; Fungi; Ascomycota; Sordariomycetes; Hypocreales; Ophiocordycipitaceae
Exons: 2
Coding region: 1-1365 (454 amino acids)
Molecular function (GO): hydrolase activity
Source: RefSeq, a predicted model, not a curated record
AUGGAUUUCGAAGACCCCCAGCAGCUCCUCGUCGCAAACAAGAUGGCCAGGACAGCGUAUCUCGACAGCGUCCUCACCGUCUCGAUCUCGGCGACGCAGGCCGCAACGACAAAGGACCGCCCCGUCACGGGCCCCAUCUGGGUCAGCAAGUUUGCCGUGCCCAAAGCAAGGGAGAACAGCAACAACAACGACGCGCGGGACUUGGUUCUCGGUCUCGUCGACGAGGCAAACGAUGGCAACGUGCCGUACCAACGGCCGGACGCCGCCGAGGCGCUCCGUUUCGAGUGGGUGGGAGCCCGUGCAGGCGUGGACAAGAACGCGCCGGAGCCGCAGCUGGACGAGAUGGACAAGUUUAGGAGGCUCGAGGCGGAGACGACGAGUCCACUCACGGUGCUGUACAUUUUUGGAGGACUAGGCUCCUUCAACGCGCCGCCCGGAUAUCGCAGGCUGGUGGGCCAGCUCGCUCAGAAAACUGGCUCAAAGAUCUUGAUGGUCCACCAGCGUUUGGCGCCGCAGAAUCCCUUCCCCGCGGCCCUCGUCGAUGUGUUCCAGGCGUACUUGACGCUCCUGGCGGCGCCCCCCGGGUCGCCCCACGACCCCGUGCCGGCGUCCUCCAUCGUCAUCGCCGGAGACAGCUCGGGCGCCGCUCUCGCCCUGUCGCUACUCCAAGUCAUCCUCCGGCUAAACAGGCGCAACGCGGCUGCCGACUUCCACGGCCAAGAGGUCAUGAUCGAGGUUCCCGCCGGGAUAGCCCUGCUCAGCCUGCAUGGGGACCUGAGCAACUCGCUGCCGUCGCACGACAGAAACCCGCUCAACGACAUAUACCAGUUCCCCCCCGUCGAGGACCUCCCGUACCUCAGGAAGGAGUUCCCGACCUGCGCGGCGUGGCCGGCCAACCCGCCCCGCGUGAACCUCUACUGCCACCACGAAAUGUUCAUGCACCCGCUGGUCAGUCCCGCCGCGGUAGACGACUGGUCCGGGUCCUGCCCGAUGUGGAUAGCGUCGGGCGAAGAGCAGUGCGUCGACGCGGUCGCGUUCCUGGCCCAGAGGGCGCACAGCCAGGGCGUGCCGGUCACCUUUUACGAGUACCAGGGGAUGCCUCACACGUUUCCCUUGAUCUUCCGCCAGGCGCCGCAGACGCGCAAGUGCAUCGACGACUGGGCCAAGGCGAUUGUCUCGUUUGGCAAACGCGAGAAGACGCCGUCGAGCGCCUUCUUCGUGCAUGCCAAGGGCGUCAAGGCCGAGCCGAGAGAUGUUCCGAACCUGUCGCCGUUCACGCGAGACGAGGUGCUGGACACGAUGAGGAAGAAGAUUCCCCUGUACAAGGUCCCUGCCUGGCACUACAGGGAGCAGGCGUCGCUGUGA